CGUCGUCGACGACAUGGCUGCUUACUACCAACCACCACCGGCGGGUCCCCACGCCGCCCAGUAUGCUUACUAUCAACCACCACCACCGCCACCACCACCAGGAGCAGCGCAACCGCCUCCUAUCGCAGUACCUCAAUUGCAACACCAGUAUCACAUUCACCAGCAGCCCCCGUUCGGUUCUUAUUCAACCCCAUUGCAUACGCCUCCUUUUCAAGAAGAGGUUCGAACGCUAUUCAUCGCCGGACUUCCCGACGACGUCAGUCCUCGCGAAAUAUACAAUCUAUUUCGUGAGUUCCCAGGAUACCAAUCUUCGCACCUCCGUAGCCCUAAUGCAACACAAACACAGCCAUUUGGGUUUGCUGUCUUUCUGGAUCAACAAUCGGCGCUUGCAGCAUUGCAUGCUUUAAAUGGUAUGGUCUUUGACCUUGAGAAGGGUUCAACCUUAUACAUUGAUCUUGCAAAAUCAAAUUCGAGGUCUAAGCGUUCAAGAACAGAUGAUGAAAGACAUGGAUCCGAGAAGAGGUUAAAAGGACCCACUUCAUUUUCGAGGGGAUUUCCUGAUCCUGGUGAGAGUGUUGGCAGCGUUCACAUGCAUGGAAUGAGUAAUUCUGCUUACAACAUGAUUGGUUAUCCAUCUGCACAAAGUCAUGGAAGUUUGGAUGGUAGACCUGAGAGUAUUGCUGCAAGAUCGCGAAACUCAUCGGCUCCUCCAUGUCCAACGAUAUUUGUGGCUAAUCUAGGACCAAGUUGUUCAGAACAAGAGCUAACUCAAAUAUUUUCAAGGUGCCGUGGGUUCCUGAAAUUGAAGAUGCAGGGUACAUAUGGGACACCGGUGGCAUUUGUUGACUUUCAGGAUACUGCCUGUUCAAGUGAAGCACUAAAUCAUUUACAAGGCACGGUCCUUUACUCAUCAGUAUCUGGCGAGGGAAUGCGGCUGGAGUUUGCGAAAUCGAGGAUGGGGAUGCGAAGUAAGAAGUCAAGGUAACUGUAUGAAAGCAAUGGGUCAUCAGGUAAUUUAUUUUUUGUGCUGUUAUCAUCAUCACAUCAUCAUCAUCCAGUAAUCCGAUUUUGUACCUAAUUGGAACCGGGUUUUCUUUCUUUUUCUUUCCAUUGAAACCUGAUUAGUUGCAGAAUUGGUUUUUAAGACAGUGGUCAUAAGUUGAUCCUUGUUGGCAUUCAUCAUAAGUUUGCUUUUUGA
Molecule: messenger RNA, 1198 nt
Organism: Cynara cardunculus var. scolymus (artichoke)
Lineage: Eukaryota; Viridiplantae; Streptophyta; Magnoliopsida; Asterales; Asteraceae
Exons: 10
Coding region: 14-985 (323 amino acids)
Molecular function (GO): mRNA binding
Source: RefSeq, a predicted model, not a curated record